CCUGAGAGCAGGGGGAGAGCAGGGGGCCGUGGGUGUGCCCUGGUUACACGGGAGGAGCCUCAGGAGCGCUUUGUCUUCAGGCGGAAUGCGGGGCCGGACCCUGAACCCUCGGACCAUUUACCCAGUGUUGCCGAAACUCGUUGCCCUCCUGCCCGUGUCCCGUCAGAAGCGACUUCACUGCAAAACCCACAGCCAGGAUCUGUCUGUGGACACCACUCUGUUUCCGGAGAAGAUGAACAACGGUAUGCUGAGGGGCAGCAGAGACGAGGAGGCCAUGGAUGCGCCUGAGGAAGGCCCAGCCCGCCAGGGCAUCAGCCCCACCUUCAUCGUUCAGGAGACCUCCCUCUGAUCUGGACUCGGGACAAUCUGUCCACAUUCUGCCAGGCAGCCCCGCCCCCUCUCACCAUAAGCCCCUUGUCUCUCGGAGACCAAGACCGAAUCACUGUGUC
Molecule: messenger RNA, 449 nt
Organism: Physeter macrocephalus (sperm whale)
Lineage: Eukaryota; Metazoa; Chordata; Mammalia; Artiodactyla; Physeteridae
Product: sodium-dependent multivitamin transporter-like
Exons: 2
Coding region: 86-349 (87 amino acids)
Source: RefSeq, a predicted model, not a curated record